AUGGCCGGCAAAGUUGGCGCGCCACCGCCGCUUGUGUCUUGUGUCUGUCAGUGUUGCCGGCGCGGCGCGGCGCACCGGUCUACCUACCGCGUAGCAGUGGAGCGAGCGCCCCGUUCAACAGCUUCACUGGCGGACGAUCUCAGCGCAGUAAACUCCGAGCCUACACACGGGACGCGGCCAUCAGCAUUGUAGACAAGUCGUCGAGUCGAUCUCAAGUGGGAUCUUCAGGGACGAGGAGUCGUAUCAGCAUGGCGGGAGGUGGGCCGUGCUCAGCAGGACGCAGUUCGGGUGGAAGUGGCAGUAGUGGCAGGUCGAGGAAUGAGCUGUGGAGCCUACUGACGGAGUACUUCACGCCCCGUCGCGAUUGUGGCGUUUCUCUGCCUUCUGGACCCUGCGGACUAAUUCACGUGAAAAAUAAGCGUGCUCAGCUUAUUGUAGACCGACGAGAGUACUUGCACAAUAGCAUUUGUUCGGACGAGGAUUGUGAAACAACCACGGAAAAAGUCUUUUACAAGAACCCAGAAAAGAGGGUCCCUUUAUUUGAAGGCGGAAAGCUCGGUGGACGACCGGAUGCCGCCCUUGCAGACAAAAUUAGAAAAUCCUUUAUACAAUUAGUCAACGAGUUUGCCGAUACAGUCAAACCAGGCAAAGAAGAAAACACUGAAAAUCAGCCUGUGCUAUAUGAAUCAUGUUGUGCGGGUCAUUGUGACGAGCUUAUCUAUUUGUUGGAGUUUGGAAAAAUAGAAGCUCUUGAUCGUUACCCAAAGGAAGAAUAUUGGAAGGUUAUGAGUUGCUAUCAUGGUGGUCAAGCUGUCGGGCACCACAUGUCUUUCUUUAUGUAUCAUAUUGUACAAUUCUUCAUAGGAACAAAGUUGUUACUGUACAAUAACGUUGAAAAUCCCCCCAAAUUGGAUUGGAUGUAUGAGAGUGCUUGUGAUGGUCAAACAUUCCUGCCAUACCAGCGGAAAAACUUGCAUUUGUGGAUGAAAGACUUGGACGCAACGACACAAAUGUGCAAAGCGACCUUCCGAUGCAUCUAUCUGUAUAUUUAUUUAAAACGUAAAUUUGAACCAGAGUUCAAUAUGGAAAAUGAUUGGAGUUUACAAUUAGGGUACGAUGAUAGAAUUUCAUUGCGUUGUUUUAGGUACAAGUAACAGUAAAGAUCAUCCUCUACCAGCGGUAAUCGAAUUGCACGGUUUACGAUUUCGAUAGUUUGUAGUUAAAAUUUUCCCUUUCCAAAAGUAAACUACUUUUAAGUGGUUCGGGGGCUUUGUUGAGAGAGUUUUGUGGUGACAACAAACGGGUCGGUCGUGACAACCAAACCACGAUCAACUACACCGAGUGUUAUUGACACAUGAAAAAUUUAGUUGAUUCAAAUAGGUUUGGUUACGACAGCUGAAUUCGACCCCUGAAAACUAAGGUCGAGAGGGUUUGGGGUCGUAGGCCUAUUUUUUCACGAUUUCGUGAGAUGCAUAGCCUGUCAUUGAAAAGAGAAUUUUCUUAUUCUGUUUCUAUUGAUAUGCAUCUCGCAAAAUCGACUAAAAAUAGGCUUACGACCAUACACCGCGACCCUAGUGAGAUCUGACCUUAUACCGCGGCUCUCCGAGUACCGACCUUCUACGAAAACCCUCUGAAGUAAGACCUUUUAGUUUUCAGUGGUCGAAUUUGUCCUUGCGUCAAUAAUACUCGGUGUAGUUGGCCGUGGUUUGGUUGUCACGACCAACCGGUUUGUUGUCACCUAAUUUUUUUGUGUGUGUGAACCGUGCAUGCGAUCGCCACUAAUCGAGGCCAAUAGUGAUACACGCAUCUGGCUGACAUUUUCAAGAACAUACUGUGAUAUUAGAAAUAAUUGAAGCCUCUUGGGGUCCAUAAUGUAUAGUUUUCACCUAUGGUUCCUGUGUGGCAUAUGCAUGUUUGUUAAAUGUCAACAGGCAGGCAAUCAGUAUAAUUAAAUCCGCAUCACCCAA
This is a messenger RNA of Frankliniella occidentalis (western flower thrips), 1967 nucleotides long. RefSeq lists its product as uncharacterized. The record is from RefSeq and is a predicted model, not a curated record. The transcript is spliced from 3 exons. Lineage: Eukaryota; Metazoa; Arthropoda; Insecta; Thysanoptera; Thripidae. The coding region runs from base 249 to 1154 and encodes 301 amino acids.